CUGGAUACGACGACCAAGGCACCCGAAGCAUUCCCAUCCCGCCAACCUCAAGUCCGCUUGCUGCUGAUUGAAAAAAACCAAAAAACCAAAAAAAAAGGACUUAGUUCCUGCGACAACACUGGCCUCCACACGGUCGCAAUUCUAGCCUUGCUUUCGAUGUUUUGAAAACGCUCUCCCUCACCUGCCCCAAUUUCCAUGCCACCGGGCCUCACCGGCCACGAGCGUCACGACCAUGGCAGCUCUUUCAGACCGCAUCUAUUUUCCACCACUUGACGAAUGCAUCUCCGGUGAAAAGCGUUUGCUCUCAUGGAGGCUUGUUGCGUCAUCUCUGACCGACACAGACACAAGUCGCCUGACCUCCAACGCUGUCUCGGGCUUCCUAAAAGACCCCUAUGUAGCAACACUCUUUAGAGAUCCAUCGCGGACGUUUGCGCCGCCGUCCCCCCAGACGAAAUCCGACUUCGAGACCAAGACGUCGCCGAUAAAUGCGACAACCCCCGCCGACGACUCUUGCGACUUGCAGACGAUAAAAAGCGACGCGCUCUGGCUAAGCAAGAACGCCGCCAUCAACGAGACGGCUGCGCUGCGUAUUGUUGUCGCUGAGGCUCAGUGUCGUCCGGAAAGUCAUCUCAAUGGCCCCUUAUCCUCCCAGGAUGUAGCCAACAUCAAGGAUAUUGUGGGCCAAAACGCCGCGCCAGGGGCCAGCGUCCUGUCGGCAAUUGCUGCUGCUAGCCCCGAUGAUGCUGAGACCAUAUGGACCGACUUCCAGGGGGAGAACGCACGGCGAACUCGCAUCCUGCACACAUACCUUGCGGAGCGCAGGCAUUUCGCCGUCGCAGCAGCCAGCACUGCUGCUCAGGUUCUGUCCGGCGAGGAUCCUUCAGACCAAUCUGAUCGAGAUGCCAUUCUGAGUGCUGGACCGACGUGGCUCAGCUAUCUGACCAGCUGUAUCAAGCGAUCGUUAGCCGGGCUGGAUGCCACUCUCGAGGGGGACAAAUAUAAGACGGACAAUUUGACAAUUGACUGGGGACGGACCUGUCUGGUCGAGGCUGCUCACGUUAUGAUGCUCAUCUUUCAGAUAACUGAUGCAACAUCAAGUCGCACUUUUGCCGCGCCUUCUUUUGUGGCAGAGUGGUUUACCUUUAUAACCGACUACGGAUUCCUGGACGCAUUAUCACCAGCAGAUGCUAGCGUGGGGGAGCUCGCCCUCCCGUUGAAGUGUCUUGUGUGUGCCAUCACAAUGUCUUUGCUCAACUUGCCUCGCUCUAUGGCCUUGCUUGACCAGGACCUCGAGCUUGGGGUAGAUGAGAACUCGUAUAUCCAAGACGCAGACAUAUUACUGCAGGUGCAUGGCACAAUGCAGAUAGCUGCGGAAAACGGACUGUACACCGCUGCUCCUGCUGUGUUCUCUUGGUCGCUUCUGCUCCAUCGCAUGUACGUGGCAUAUCAGGAACGCGCCGAGAGGCGAGAUUUGGCGCAGAACCAAAGGGCCCAGGCGGGAUUUGAGCUUGAGCACCAUCCCGUGGGAGCCACUGGGCGCCGGAACUCGACCGGUAGCAUCGUCUCGAUAGAAGCCCGGAGCUACGACCAGUUCCUGGUCAACACCUCCAUGUCUCAAGACAUUCAGGUAGCCGAGGCCCUUGCCCAGAGUGCCACCGCUCAAGGCUUUGUUUAUGAUGUCCUCUCGGAAUUCUCGCAGUGCUCAGGGGCAAACCCGGAGGCGGCCCUGCCUAGGGACGUUGGCGCCAAGAUACGUUGCUACUUCCUGGAACUACUCAAAUUCAGUUUCCCUCUUGUGGGCUACCAAUCCGAGCCCGUAACGACACUGCUUGCUGUACUUUCUGCCGGCGAUUCCGACCAAGAACGUCAGGUGCGCUCGGGUGAUUUACCGAAACCCGAACCACCAGUAGAAGCAGUCCUCGAGGAUCCCAUGCUCCUCGACGCUUAUGUCCUUCAGGCUUUCAACCGCUACCCCUACGAGUACGCUCCUUUCACCACUCUUUGCAAACUGUUGGCUGCUCGUGUUGGCGAGGAAGAAUCUUCCGGCGCUAUUCUCAAAUAUCUCCUCAAGACGCCAACAUUGACAUUUGUACUUCCUGAGAACUUUCAAGAGUAUCAGCUCAUUUUGGAAGAGGAAAACUCCAACGCAAUCCAGAUCCUGCAGGAAGUACCACUCAUCGAGCCGUCACCAACCUCUUGGAGACGCCAAGAACCCGAUGAUGAACCGUUUGAUAUUCCUGCGGGGUCACAGGGCCGCUUUAUCACAGACUCUGGCAGAGUUGUCUUGAUGGAGUAUGAGCAUUCGUCCUUGGCGUUGAUAGGGAAGCGCUUGGAAGUCUACUCUUCGCCAGAGUCAUAUCGCUCAGUGCUUGGGCCUUUGCAGCCGCAAGAAGCAGCAGAUGCUGUGUCACUACUCAAUGUUUUGAUUCAGCGGGAGAUGGCGAGCCAUGGGUCGGCAUCCGGUCUGGCAAUCCUACAAGAGACUAGCAGAUCUGUAGGCCGGACGAAGGAUGUUGUCAGCAUUGUAUGCGACAUUCUCGACCAUAGUAUCCAAGGAGAGAAAGUCAGCAACGAUUCCUCGGUCAUGGCCCUCCUUACCGCAUGUGUACGGUUCCUUGAUACAGUACUGCCGCUGUGUCCCGGUCGUGUGUGGUCUUAUAUGGCAAGAUGCGAGCUUCUCAAUACGGAAUCUCGCGCUGGAAGACUCUCGAGGAUAUUGGGCAAUCCAGAUCUCAACAACGACCGGUUUGAUUUCCUUCACACCGUCAUCGUCUUCCUGUCCGAACUUGUCGAGAAUGCAAUGCAGAGCUCCGUCCGCCGCAAGGUAACCAUCGCAAAACCCGGGGCGCUGCAGAAGCACGGCACUGUGAGUCUUUGGCAGGGGACGUCGGACAAAUUAUUGACGCAGGUGGCUGUCUCUAUUGCACAAACUGCGGUGGACAUUUUUGAGAACUCAUCGACAUGGCGAUAUGUAUCCGACCUGCACCCAAGCAUCAUUCUGCGCGAUCUUGUACCCGUCUUGAACAAGAUGUUGGUGUACACUUACAGCGUGGGCGAAGAAAAAGAGCGACUUACAGACUGUCUCGCUCCGGCCGCUGGAUAUGUUUUGGAGUGCUUCCUUUCAUCGUCAUCCGCUGCUCUCAAGUUUCAGCCGCUGUUGGGGACUUUCUUGUCAGCACGAUUGCUGCCAGAACCAACGAGGCUUUACCAGAAGGCGUCACAGACACUGGCUAGCACAACAGUUACCGUUCUUGAGUUUGUGACUUCAUUGAUCAAGACUGCAGCUUUCCUCGAGAAGCCAAGCACUCUGAUGGAGACGCAAUUGUUCAGAUCGACGCCUCUGCUUGCGCGUCUGUGUGGUGUAGGGAAUGCCUUCAGAACCCCGGUGACAAGUUUAAUGGAGAGCUUGGUAGCUAGUGCCGAGGGAUCGGCAAAGAGCGAGCCGCCUUCACUGCUCGGCUAUCUCGGAUCCCAGAUCGCAAGGUCACUACUGAAACUACUCGCUCAGCUUGACAAACCAUUCGACCGUACGGUUGAAAGUGCUCGAUUGUGGAGUUUCUUAUCCACAAUACUCCGUAGUCGGCAACCUUGGAUGGCGAACUGUCUAUUGACGGGCAACGUACCGCGCGAUGCAGUCAGGGGCGAAGGAAAGUCGGGCAAGUCAUCAAAACUGUCCCCAACAUCUGUCCUUGUUGCAGCUAGGAUUAGGCUACAACACAUCUCGUCUAUUCCUAGUGCAGAGGCACUCGCAAUUCUGGAGUUCUUCACUGUGGCACAAAACCACUGGCCAUGGACCAUUUUCGCAACCAGAGGAGAUGGCGACCAUCUACAGCACCUCCGCAAGUAUGUUCGCGAUCUCAAGCCUGCUUCACUCACGGCCAAGACCAAUCCCGAAGAAGCAGCCAACCAAGCCAGGAUUGCAGCUUACAUCGCAGAGAUGUUCGCCAUGCAUCUUUACCACCUUCGGCAGAUGGGCCAGGACAUGGCGUUUGCUACUGAGUUGCUACAAGACCUGGAUUACUUCCUACGGGAUGGGGUUCAACUUUCUGGAUACAACGCCUCGCUGCACGCCAACUUUACAAAAAACUUCGCCAGCCGUUACUCUGGCAUCUCACUUGGAUCCUUCAAGCGCACCACCUUCGCACCUCGUGAACUUGGCAAGCAGUUCUACUAUGCUCUGGACUUGGCGGAGAGGAUGUUAGACUUUGACCCUGGCUGGGUAGGACCACGGGAUACGGGCUUUAGGAGCGAGAUGGAGACGGCCAACCUGAAUCUUUCUUUGGUCGAUGGCCAGAUCGCUCUUUUCCAUGCCUGGGAGUUCCUAUUACUCGAACUUAGCGUUUGUCUCCUCCCCAAAAACCAAUCAAUUGCCGUCAUGAUGGCACAAGUGGCGGAGCAGUGUACCGAGGCAAGCCACGCGCCAAAAGGCCCCGAAAAGAUCUUUGUCAGUCUGAGUAGAGCGCAGGCAAACCUUGCCCUCACUCUUAUACAGCGGCUGGCGGACGCCACGCCUUCACCAAAGAGUUCAUCGAAAAUGGUUGGAAUAUUAUGGACAGCAUUGAGCAGCGUAGAAGAUCGAUUCGGACCUGACCAGAUCGAGUACUACCGCACUCUGCUCAAGAUCCUUUACAUAGUCUUGCGUGGUUGUCGACAGAUGGAACCGUCUGUAUCCACGGUGCAGACAAUCCUCAACAUUCUCGAUCGCAUUGUAGCACAAGGAUUCCGAGCCCUAGUGACGCUUAUCCACGAUCCCGAGACAAAAGUUGCACCAGCGGACGUAGCCUUGCUGACAGCCAUCCUUCAGGCAUGUCUCGCCAUCCCCAGCGUGGACGAGUGUGGGACACAAAUCCUCAACAUGAUGGCCUCACAAGACGUCCUCCAUGUCGCCAUGUCACUCUUCUCAUGGGCGGACAGGCUUGCCGAGGACGGCGAUCCCAUAUACGGAGAGCUUAGCUUGCUCUUCCUCCUGGAGCUGUCAACAGUACCUGCGGUCGCGGAGCAGCUUGCCCUGGACGGGCUACUGGGCCAUCUCACCUCAGCAAGGCUCGCCAACUCGAUGAGGCGGCCCAACGUGUCGCCGUUCGCCAACACGGCCGGGGCCCAGCGCUGCUAUAGUAUCUGGACCAAGGCGGUCUUGCCCCUGAUGAUCAACAUUCUCAGCGCACUUGGGUCAACCAUUGCGCCCGAGGUAGCUUUUGUGCUCUCUUGGUUCUCGGGACUGCUGGACGCCAGCGUUCAGCGCUGGGAGGCCCCAGGGUUGAGCCGCACGUCGACCAGGGGCGCGCCACGGCAUGUUACCCUGCUGGCGGUGUCUGAAAUCCAUUCCCUGGCGCUGCUGACUAAGGUGCUCGAGGCGCUGCGGCAGAACAACAACCGCGACAUAGCCGAGGUGCAAUGGGACGGCUCCACGCUGCUGGAGAACAUAGAGUUUUGGCUCUCGCGGCCGAAGCUGCUGCGCGAGUCCCUCGUCCCACUCGGGAGUCGCGAGGUCGAGUGGAGGGCGACCAAGGUCGUCGGUCCGGAUGCCGAUAAGGUGGAGAGCAAGUUGGAGGAGAAGGUGGUUUCGCUGAUGGAGUCGGUCAAGACUAUACUGAGUGACGAAAUGGACUAGUGAUAGGCUAGUAGUGUAUAAUGAAUAUAAGCUCUUGACCAAGAGCCAACGGUUACAUGUCCCUGUGUUUGCUGCCAUGACCACCAAUGCAG
This is a messenger RNA of Pyricularia grisea, 5703 nucleotides long. RefSeq lists its product as uncharacterized. Gene Ontology annotation, cellular component: nuclear pore inner ring. Gene Ontology annotation, molecular function: structural constituent of nuclear pore. Gene Ontology annotation, biological process: RNA export from nucleus; protein import into nucleus. Bases 233 to 5611 code for a protein of 1792 amino acids. The transcript has 4 exons. NCBI's taxonomy places the organism in Eukaryota, Fungi, Ascomycota, Sordariomycetes, Magnaporthales, Pyriculariaceae. The record is from RefSeq and is a predicted model, not a curated record.